GGCGCCAAAUAAAUCGCAAAAAAUUGGAGUGUUUGUCACAAAGAAUAACUGGAAAUUCCGAAAAUGGUCGGGGACGAAGAGGGUGCGAGGAGGCCACCCCUGAAUCGACCUUGUCUGAAAUCCCAUAAUUCCUUCAAUAACUAUCCCAAGUGGAAAGACAAGCUCAGAGAAAAUUGCUUCAAAAGGGCCCGAGAGGAUCGAGCGCGCCUGUUUUGGGAAUUGAGGUUAUCCGACUUCCAGGAUGACUCUACUCACCAGCAGGAUAUCAUAAAGUCAACUUUCCGGGGUAUAGUUUCUGAUGAGCUGAAAAGCAUAAAGGACUCCUCUCUGGACAUCAAUUUUGGGGAUCCAACUCUAAUAACUGCAGAUGAUGAUGCUAUAUGGGACUAUGAUGGUCUGCACACUGCUUGCCAAGGCGAUUGUGAAGAAAUUUUGUUAGAAAUGCAAAGAAUAUUUUAUGAUGAUCUUAGGAUGGAAGAGAGCAAAAAAGAAUCAGAAAUCUCUAUCAGAAGUUGGGAUGAUGAAGAAGAUGAAUACUUGUCUCAUGCAGUAUAUGAGCAUAUGCAGCUUAAUGAUGAAGAGGUAAAAAAGGUGGUCUGGUGUCCCCGCUGCAAGCGAGGGGAUUUGCGAGAAGAUGCUUUUCAUAUUUUUUGCUUGUUGUGUCAACUUAAACUCAAGAGAGGUGAUGAGGUAAAUUUAGAACUUUUACGAAUUCGGUUGGCUGAAGCUCAUGCGGAACAUCUUGAUAGAGGUUGCAGAUUGAGACCUGAGUUCUGCACUGAGAGUAGAUUUGGACUGACAGCCUUGUACAUCAGGUGUGAAGGUUGCAGUACGUUUGAGAUUGUGAUAUAGCUGCUUAAUAUUGGUGUUAUAGGAAAUAGUUUGCAGGCUUUUGUUUUAUCUAUACUGCAUGCUUCCUUUUGUUUUAAUAGAUGAAUUAUGACGGAGCAAUCAUAUUCGAAUCUUGAAGGUCUAUACAAAUCUUGUCAAUUUUCUUU
Molecule: messenger RNA, 998 nt
Organism: Coffea eugenioides
Lineage: Eukaryota; Viridiplantae; Streptophyta; Magnoliopsida; Gentianales; Rubiaceae
Exons: 6
Coding region: 64-852 (262 amino acids)
Biological process (GO): protein import into nucleus
Cellular component (GO): nucleus
Source: RefSeq, a predicted model, not a curated record